Molecule: messenger RNA, 1458 nt
Organism: Cyclopterus lumpus (lumpfish)
Lineage: Eukaryota; Metazoa; Chordata; Actinopteri; Perciformes; Cyclopteridae
Gene: rbp4
Product: retinol binding protein 4, plasma
Exons: 6
Coding region: 21-632 (203 amino acids)
Biological process (GO): retinol transport
Molecular function (GO): retinol binding; retinol transmembrane transporter activity
Source: RefSeq, a predicted model, not a curated record
CCACUUUAAACAGAGGUAGAAUGCUGCGCUACGCUGUGGCCCUCUGUCUCCUGGCCGUGUCCUCGGCACAGGACUGCCAGGUGGCCAACAUCCAGGUCAUGCAGAACUUUGACAGGACAAAGUAUGCAGGGACUUGGUACGCCGUCGGAAAGAAGGACCCAGAAGGUUUAUUCUUACUCGACAACAUCGUAGCCAACUUUCAAAUCGACGGUGAAGACGGCAAAAUGACGGCCACUGCUGAGGGCAGAGUUAUCAUUCUCAACCAGUGGGAAAUGUGUGCCAGCAUGUUUGCCACCUUUGAGGAUACCGCUGACCCUGCCAAGUUCAGGAUGAGGUACUGGGGAGCUGCAUCCUACCUGCAGACUGGAAACGAUGACCAUUGGGUGAUUGACACCGACUAUGAGAACUACGCCAUCCACUACUCCUGCAGACAAAUCGACUCUGACGGCACUUGCCUGGACAGCUACUCCUUUAUAUUCUCUCGUCAACCGACCGGUUUGAGGUCGGAGGACCAGAGCAAUGUCCUCCAGAAGAAGACGGACCUCUGCCUGCAGGGCAAAUACAGACGCGUUCCCCACACGGGCUUCUGCGAGGCCGCCAGCCAAUCUGUCACUCCGAGAACUGUUCAAUGAAGCCCCGCCCCCCCCGGGGACUGUGUACCACCACCGCCUGCUUGUCUUGGAUUGAAUCCCAACAGAGUUCUCUCUCCUCUGCUGUUUUUGUAGGAAGUAGCCCGUUCUUCUUUAAACAUGUUCUAUGGAUGGCUAUAAACUGUCACAUUUUCAUCAUGUAAAUAGAAAUGAAAGAUGAAUGUUGCUGGUUUAUUGUCAUUAUCCCAAAAUGACCCAACUAGUGAAGAACAUGAUUCAUGUCUUUGUAUAAAAAUGUCAGAGUUGUGUAAAACAACCUUCCUCAUGGAAACCAGUGGAACUUGACUGGUUCCAGUGAGAAUAAAAAAAAUAAAAUAAAAAUCUCUUUUAUGAGUGAAGCUUAAACUCUGAGCUCAGAACCAGGUUCACAAGUCACUGACUUUGCUUUUACACUGAAAACAUACAUCUUGGAGCACAAAGCAGUUAUUGUUAAUAAACCUUCAUACAUAAUAAGUUGUGUGAUAUCUAGGCAUAGCAGUUUGGCUGAUACUUGAUUAUAUGAUGUAUACUUUAUCUGUAUUACAGGAUUGCAAAUUAUGAAUUCAUGUUGCUGGCCUUUGGAUUCAGUCAAUCAAAAUACAUCAAAAUCCAAGUACAUGCAGAAUUUAGUGGUUUUUGGUCUUUUAACAUUUAAAAAGCAAUGAUAUGAAAGGAGCUUCUAGCAAAAGCUUCCUACACUGUAACUGACCACCUAACAUAACACAUUGCACGUUUUUAAUGGAAUGUAUAUUAACUAUGUUUAAUAUUAUUUUGACAUUUUAAUGUAUAUAUAAUAAACGUUUUUUGUGUCAUGGGUUUAAAAUACCUC